Messenger RNA from Eremothecium cymbalariae DBVPG#7215, 222 nucleotides. RefSeq names its product Mco10p (gene MCO10). The transcript has a single exon. The coding region runs from base 1 to 222 and encodes 73 amino acids. The record is from RefSeq and is a predicted model, not a curated record. Gene Ontology annotation, biological process: proton motive force-driven ATP synthesis. Lineage: Eukaryota; Fungi; Ascomycota; Saccharomycetes; Saccharomycetales; Saccharomycetaceae.
AUGGGGCAAGCCUAUAUGAUUUUUGGCAGGGUUAUGCAACCCCAUGUUUUGGCCCUUGCCACAAUUGGGUCUGUUGCUGCGGGUGUAACGUAUGCAUCAAUGGGCACUAAAAGGGUGGAACCACAGCAGCAAGCCGCUUUAUUACCUUUAAAACAAGAAAGGGAGGAAGAGUUUGAUCUUGAGAAACUAAUCAGUGAUUUCAUUAAGGAAGAGGGUAAGUAG